Molecule: messenger RNA, 765 nt
Organism: Tricharina praecox
Lineage: Eukaryota; Fungi; Ascomycota; Pezizomycetes; Pezizales; Pyronemataceae
Exons: 1
Coding region: 290-742 (150 amino acids)
Source: RefSeq, a predicted model, not a curated record
GGCGAGGGGGAGGGCGAGGGGUAUCCGCUGCUGCUGCUGCUCGACCUGCCCCGCGGGUGCAUUUGAAGAUGCGGUGGUUUUUGAUGCUGACCCUUUCCCCCAGGGGAGUGUACAAUCCGCCGUGGAUUUGAUACGGUAGGUCGGCUCCCCUCUAUUGACACAUCCGUCUGCCACGGAAUGGGGAGGGAUUGCGGCUGUAGGUAUUCGUGCUGAUGAUGCGUUUAUCGGAACACUCUACUCACAGCAUUGCAUCGCAAUCGAUAGGCUUUUCAGCCGUACAUAUGUAACUAUGAUACUACCUACAUGCCGUACGGUAUUGCACGAGGCAGUCGGUCUGGAUGUAUGUAGGUGGAAAACGUGGGCCUGGUAUCUGGUCUCCGGUGUCUGGCCGGCGACCAUCCAUCCAUCCAGAUAUAUUUCCCCUCUAACCUCCUCCUCUUCCUCCUCCGAUGUCCGUCUGUCUGUCUGUUUGUUGAUCGUUACCUAUCUUUCCAUCCAUCCAUCUAAUUGCCCACGGAUAUCCCACGGGUAUCCCAUCUCGGUCCAGUCCAACCUUUUACACACACUCUCUCCGAUUCGUCACAUCACAUCACAUUACAGCACCAGAAAGGGGUCUGUUGGGCUGAGAGAAGGCAUGAAGGAAGGGAAAAAAACAAAACAAAGGGCCACAUCCCUCGUAUCGUGUCGUAUCCAGCGGAGAUGUACAUACUAUGGACUGGUAUAUAGACCUGCUGGAAUAUAGACUGGAAUAUACAGUAGCUUCUA